AUGUACGAAGGGAUUGACAAUCUGAAAUCCCUUUACGACCGUGCCGGGAAGACUUUCUCCAGCGGUCCUUCUGCGGCACAGGAUGCGCCGCGUCGUACUGCUCAACCAGACCCAGUACGUCGAUCAUCAGUUGGGAGCGGGGCUCCCAAGAAUCCCAGGACGAGGGAUAGCCGCGCCACCGGACGAGAUAACUCGUCCGACGUCCGUUCACGUCGCGGUGGUUCAACAGCUGCUCAACUAGAUAGCGCUGGCCACCGCGAGAGUCCUCUAAUGGAGAGCUUCUUUGAUCGCGUAACGCAAGGGUUACGCGACGAUCUCGAGCAUGAGCGGGACAGGCGUCUCCAAAUGGCGGACACUGCCUCGAAGCAUCGAGCUGAGUUUGCCUUUGCUCAGCUUGAGAACGAGAGAUCUCUGACGUCUCUUCGUGACGAGCUAAGGGUAGCUCGUGAGAUUGUUGAUCGGUCUCGGGAUGAGAUAGCUGCUCUUCAGACCCUUGUUGAUGCCCACCAUCGGGAGCACAAGGCUCUCUGCGAGAUGCUUGAGCGCAAGGGCGUUCUUCAUCGGAAGAAGCAGCGUACUGAUGGUACGGCUUAG
Messenger RNA from Peronospora matthiolae, 594 nucleotides. Lineage: Eukaryota; Oomycota; Peronosporomycetes; Peronosporales; Peronosporaceae. The record is from the annotation of a GenBank genome assembly.